AUGUUUGGUGUUGUACACUACAACUUCAAUUCAGAAUCUAAUAUUCACUCGAUGGUUGAAGAUACUAACGAAAAGAAAAGCACUGUUGAUGUCUCAGUGUAUAACGCUGAUUCCAGCGAAGAUUUGGAUACAAAUACUAAGAGUUUGAACCCAUUUGCUGAUCCAAAAGAGGCAGAGAGAUGGAGAGCAAUUUAUGAGUCUUCUCACUAUGAGAACCUCAAGUAUUUUGAUCCAGAGUUUGAGUGGACCCCUCAAGAAGAGAAGAGAUUGAUUAGAAAGCUCGACUUUAAAGUGUUUUGCUGGGUGUUCAUCAUGUUUUGUGCUUUGGAUCUUGUCAGAAGAAACGUUACAAGAGCUAUUGCAGAUAACUUUUUGGCAGAUUUAGGCAUGAACAACCACGGCUAUAAUUUGGGACAGACUAUCUACCUUUUGAGUUUCUUAUGCGCUGAGUUACCUAUGAAUAUCCUCUCCAAAAGACUUGGACCUGAAAGAGUUAUUCCUUUUGAGAUUCUUGCAUGGUCCAUCGUUUGCAUAUGCCAGGCUGGAAUGAAAAAUCAGGCAACAUUCAUUGGUGUCAGAUCCUUGCUUGGAUUUUUGCAAGGAGGAUUUAUACCUGAUAUGAUUCUUUAUCUUUCUUAUUUCUACAACGGAGUUGACCUACCUCUUAGAUUAUCCAUCUUUUGGAUUGCAAUUCCUCUUUUCCAGAUUGUGGGUUCUUUGAUGGCCUCGGGUAUCCUUGAAUUGAGGGGCACACAUGGUAUGGCUGGAUGGCAGUACUUAUUCAUCAUUGAAGGAUUCAUCAGUUUCGGUAUUGCAAUUCCUAGUUUUUACUUAAUGCGUACCGGUCCUUCUGCGUCUCAAAAUAGGUUUACUAAGAAAAGAGCUCCAUGGUUCAACGAGAAGGAAACAAAAAUUCUCGUGAACAGAAUUCUUCGUGAUGAUCCCUCCAAGGGAGAUAUGAACAAUCGUCAGUCCAUCAGUUGGAAGCACAUCUUCCGUACUUUGGCCAGUCCUGACAUGUGGCCUAUUUUCAUUCAAGGAAUUACUGCUUUCAUUCCAUUCCAACCGGUGUCUCAGUAUAUUUCUCUUAUUUUGAAAGGUAUGGGGUACUCAACAUUCAUGAGUAACGUUUUAGCUAUACCCGGUCAAUUCUGGUUUCUCAUUAACCUUCCUGCUGUGGUUUACCUCAGUCACAAACUCAAGGAGAAGAGUCUUUGCGCAGGUAUCGCAAAUUUGUUUAUUCUACCCUUUGUGAUAGCCAUUGUAGCAUAUCCUGUUGAUGGAAACAAAUGGGUGAAGUACGUUUUACUUACAGGUAUUGUGAGCGAACCCUACACACAUGCAAUUCUAGCUGCUUGGGUGUCUCAGAUAUCUAAUAAUGUUGGUACGAGAGCCGUUGCGACCGCUAUCUAUAACAUGACAUACCAGGUUGGUAGUAUCAUUGCUGCCAACAUUUACCAGCAGGAUGAUAAACCUUAUUAUAAGAAGGGUAACCAGGCCAUCUUAGGUAUUUGUUGUUUCAACAUUGCGAUGGCUAUUUUCACCAAAUUCUACUAUAUGCUGAGAAAUAAACAGAAGGCUGCUGUUUGGAAUGCUUUGAGUCCUGAAGAACAAAAAAUCUACAAGGAAACAACCACGGAUAUUGGCUUCAACAGACUCGACUUCCAGUUUGUUCACUGA
This is a messenger RNA of Brettanomyces nanus, 1680 nucleotides long. RefSeq lists its product as uncharacterized. Gene Ontology annotation, cellular component: membrane. Lineage: Eukaryota; Fungi; Ascomycota; Pichiomycetes; Pichiales; Pichiaceae. Gene Ontology annotation, molecular function: sulfate transmembrane transporter activity. The coding region runs from base 1 to 1680 and encodes 559 amino acids. The transcript has a single exon. Gene Ontology annotation, biological process: transmembrane transport. The record is from RefSeq and is a predicted model, not a curated record.